Messenger RNA from Globicephala melas (long-finned pilot whale), 1432 nucleotides. It is a transcript of the gene RPSA, whose product is annotated as ribosomal protein SA. Gene Ontology annotation, molecular function: laminin receptor activity; structural constituent of ribosome. Lineage: Eukaryota; Metazoa; Chordata; Mammalia; Artiodactyla; Delphinidae. Gene Ontology annotation, biological process: cytoplasmic translation; ribosomal small subunit assembly. The record is from RefSeq and is a predicted model, not a curated record. Gene Ontology annotation, cellular component: ribosome; 90S preribosome; cytosolic small ribosomal subunit.
CUGCCGCGACGAGUGGUGCGAGCACCAGGGUGGAACCCCGCAGGCGGAGCGCGUCUGUUUUCGGCUCGGCGCGCUCUCCCUCGGAUUUGGCGUCCUGCACGUGGCCGGGCUCGGGCCCGCGCGUUCCCACAAGGCCCUGGGAGCCGGCGGAGGUCGCGCUCCAGCCGCUGAGGGCCCGAGUUGGGGUGCCGGUGACUAGGGGUGCAGAGAGACCGGUCUACGCAGCGCGCUACGGUCGCUUCGGGUACCGACACUCGGCGGUAAACCCAGAGACCUAGGCUCCAGUGUUUUUCAGCUGGUUGGGUUGGUCUGUUUUCCCCGUUCGUGGUAUUCCGUUCAAGAGUUAAGGUUCUUCGCGAGGUUUUUUGGUGCCGGACAGGCUAAAUUAAAGGUCCAGGUUCUUAUUCUGCUUGUGCGAAAGAUUUCGGACAGGGGACGCAAAGAAAGAUUCCCGUCGUAACUUAAAGGGAAAUAUUAACAAUGUCCGGAGCCCUUGAUGUCCUGCAAAUGAAGGAGGAGGAUGUCCUCAAAUUCCUUGCAGCAGGAACCCACUUAGGUGGCACCAACCUUGACUUCCAAAUGGAACAGUACAUCUACAAAAGGAAAAGUGAUGGCAUCUACAUCAUAAAUCUGAAGAGAACCUGGGAGAAGCUUCUGUUGGCAGCUCGUGCCAUUGUUGCCAUUGAAAACCCAGCUGAUGUCAGUGUCAUAUCCUCCAGGAAUACUGGCCAGCGAGCUGUGCUGAAGUUUGCUGCUGCCACUGGAGCCACUCCUAUUGCUGGCCGCUUCACUCCUGGAACCUUCACUAACCAGAUCCAGGCAGCCUUCCGGGAGCCAAGACUUCUGGUGGUUACUGAUCCCAGGGCUGACCACCAGCCUCUCACAGAGGCCUCUUACGUUAACCUGCCUACCAUUGCUCUGUGUAACACAGACUCUCCUCUGCGGUAUGUGGACAUUGCCAUCCCAUGCAACAACAAGGGAGCGCACUCAGUGGGUCUGAUGUGGUGGAUGCUUGCCCGGGAAGUUCUGCGCAUGCGUGGCACCAUCUCCCGUGAACACCCGUGGGAGGUCAUGCCUGAUCUCUACUUCUACAGAGAUCCUGAAGAGAUUGAAAAGGAAGAGCAGGCGGCAGCUGAGAAGGCUGUGACCAAGGAGGAAUUUCAGGGUGAAUGGACUGCUCCAGCUCCUGAGUUCACUGCUGCUCAGCCUGAGGUGGCGGACUGGUCCGAAGGUGUGCAGGUGCCCUCUGUGCCUAUUCAGCAGUUCCCCACUGAAGAUUGGAGUGCUCAGCCUGCCACUGAAGACUGGUCUGCAGCUCCCACUGCUCAGGCCACCGAGUGGGUAGGAACAACCACUGAGUGGUCUUAAACUGUUCUUCCACAAACUCUUAAAAUGGAAAUAGGUUGAUGGAAAAUAAACAGUUUCUAAAAAU